This is a messenger RNA of Anoplopoma fimbria (sablefish), 1936 nucleotides long. RefSeq names its product cytochrome P450 4F3 (gene cyp4f3). Lineage: Eukaryota; Metazoa; Chordata; Actinopteri; Perciformes; Anoplopomatidae. Bases 1 to 1728 code for a protein of 575 amino acids. Gene Ontology annotation, molecular function: iron ion binding; heme binding; monooxygenase activity. The transcript is spliced from 14 exons. The record is from RefSeq and is a predicted model, not a curated record.
AUGAGUGAUUAUUUCAACAAAGGAUUAACUUCUCACUGUGAACACAGUCAGAGCAGGGCGAGUGUCAAGCGAGCCUCUGGAUACUCAUCACUCUUUCUGUCCCAGGAUGUCUCUCGUCUGGGGGUCCUCUCUCAAGUCUUCAGCUGGACGGGCCUCUUUCAGGUCCUGUUGGUGCUCAGUGCAGGACUGGGAGCUGUGGUUGCACUUUGGACGGUGAAGCUGCUGGUGCGACAUGCCUGGUACACACACAGGCUGUCCUGCUUCAGCAAGCCACAUGCAAACUCCUGGCUGUUAGGCCACCUGGGCCAGAUGCAGAGCACAGAAGAAGGUCUCCUGCAGGUGGAUUACUUGGUGCGGAUGUACAAACACUCUUGCAGCUGGUUCCUCGGGCCUUUCUAUCACCUGGUCAGACUCUUCCACCCUGACUACGUCAAACCUCUGCUGACGGCACCUGCCAGCAUUACAAUGAAAGAUGAGCUCAUCUAUGGUCAUCUGCGUCCAUGGCUUGGGCAGAGCCUGUUGCUAAGCAACGGGGAGGAAUGGUCCCGCAGGAGACGGCUGCUGACUCCAGCUUUUCAUUUUGACAUCCUGCAGAAUUACGUUGCCAAAUUCAACACCUCGAUCAACACCAUGCAUGAUAAGUGGCACAACUUGGUCGCAAAGGGCACGACUACGUUAGAGAUGUUUGACCAUGUCACUCUGAUGACACUGGACAGUUUACUGAAAUGUGCCUUUAGCUACGACAGCAACUGUCAGAGGUCUACCAGUGAGUACGUGUCAGCCAUAGUGGAGCUGAGUGACCUGAUAAUAGACCGUCGGCAAAAUAUUUUGCACCACUGGGACUGGUUUUACUGGAAAACACAGCAGGGGAAACAAUUCAAGAAGGCCCUAAGCAUUGUGCACAGGUUUACCAGGGAGGUGGUUCAGAAGCGCAGAGCUCUGAUCAGCCAACAAAAGAAGACAGAAACUGAAUUCUCCAAAGCACCAAAGAGAAAGAAAGAUUUUGUGGACAUCAUACUGCUCUCAAAGGAUGAAGAUGGACGAGGCCUAACAGAUGAGGAGAUCCAGGCAGAGGCCAACACCUUCAUGUUUGCAGGUCACGACACAACAGCCAGUGCCAUUUGCUGGACGCUGUAUAAUUUAGCGCGCCACGACCACUAUCAGGAGAAAUGCAGACAGGAAGUGAUGGAUCUGAUGCAAGGACGAGACCGACAUGAGAUAGAGUGGGAGGAUCUGUCCAACCUUCCCUUCACCACCAUGUGCAUUAGAGAGUCUCUCCGUCUGCACGCUCCUGUGCAAGCUGUAACAAGGAAGUACACCCAGGACAUGGUACUGCCGGGGGAUCGGACGGUACCAAAGGGUGCCAUCUGUUUGGUCAGUAUUUAUGGGACACACCACAACCCUGCUGUUUGGACAGACCCUCAUGAGUUUCAACCCCAGCGUUUUGACCCUUCAUACACAGAUGAACGGUCUUCUCAUGCCUUCAUCCCCUUCUCCUCGGGCCCCAGGAACUGCAUCGGGCAGAAAUUCGCCCUGGCAGAGCUUCGAGUCGUCGUGGCGUUGACCCUGCUCAGGUUUAGCCUGACCCCGGGGGUGAACCCUGAACUUGGGACCAAGUCUGAAGGAGUUCGCCGUCUCCCCCAACUCGUCCUGCGUGCAGAGGGGGGUUUGUGGCUGCAGCUGGAGCCUCUGAUCCCGCACAACCUGGAGGAAUCGCAGGAUGAAUGACACCUGGCCUCCCACCAAGAAUUUGGAUUUUCUGUUUCCUGUUUCUAAAUCUAUUUGUGACAUUUGUUAGGCUUCAUGAUUCUUAUAUUCUCUCUUGAAAAAUGUAUUUAAUUCAUCAUUUGUAAUAGAAUUGGAAAGUAAAAUGUAAUAUACUUUUGCAACAAGUAUUAUUGUUCUAAUGAAAUGAUUGUUGACUGUAUUAAGUUAG